AUGAAAUUCUUCGCUUGCAUCUUUGCUGUUAUUGCCAUUCUGGCCGUAGCCUCGGCCGGCUACAUUCGGUCGUACGCGUACGCGUAUUCCUCGCCCGUGGUCUACUCAGCGCCGGUGGUCUACUCGCCGUACUACAGCGGUUACAGCGGUCUCGGCGGCUACGGCGGCUGGUCCUCUGGCUGGAGGAGUGGAUGGUGGUAG
Messenger RNA from Parnassius mnemosyne (clouded apollo), 201 nucleotides. The record is from the annotation of a GenBank genome assembly. NCBI's taxonomy places the organism in Eukaryota, Metazoa, Arthropoda, Insecta, Lepidoptera, Papilionidae.